Eufriesea mexicana is the source of this 2616-nucleotide messenger RNA. Its product is annotated as sarcosine dehydrogenase, mitochondrial. NCBI's taxonomy places the organism in Eukaryota, Metazoa, Arthropoda, Insecta, Hymenoptera, Apidae. Bases 1 to 2616 code for a protein of 871 amino acids. Gene Ontology annotation, molecular function: protein binding. The transcript is spliced from 15 exons. Gene Ontology annotation, cellular component: mitochondrion. The record is from RefSeq and is a predicted model, not a curated record.
AUGUUCCAUAUCUUCCAUUUAAUAAAACACAAGUUACAUAGCAUAAGUAUUAAUUGCAUAAGAUCAGCAACAUUAACAUGUAAUUCAUCAUCUGUAACACAACUACCAGAUUAUGCUGAUAUUGUAAUAAUAGGUGGAGGUAGUGCAGGUUGUAAUGCUCUUUAUCAUUUAGGAAAAUAUGGUAUUAAUGCUGUACUAUUAGAUAAAUCAAAAUUAAUGUCUGGUACUACAUGGCAUACUGCUGGUCUUAUAUGGAGUAUACGUGGUCCAUAUGACACUGAGAUGGAAUUAUUAAAUACUACAAGACGCAUUCUUAACUCUUUGGAAAAGGAAACUGGGAUAAAUCCAGGAUGGAUAAAUAACGGUGGUCUUUUAGUUGCACGUUCCAAUGAACGAUUAAAUGAAUAUAGAAGACUAGUUACUGGUGCUAAAGCUUUUGGCAUACAAGCACAUAUAAUUUCCUCCCAAGAAGCAAAGGAAUUAUUUCCUUUAUUAAAUGAAAAUAAUAUUCAAGGAGCAAUUUACUCUUCACAAGAUGGUGUUAUUGAUCCAACCAUGCUAAUAAAUGCUUUGACAAAAUCAGCAAAGAAUAAUGGUUGCCAGAUUAUUGAAAAUUGUCCUGUUAUGAAGAUACUCACAAAGGAAACCAUUAAGAAUAAUAAAAAGGUUUAUGGUGUAGAAACGCCAUAUGGAAUUAUAAAAACAGAUAUCGUUCUCAAUGCUGCUGGGGCUUGGUCAAAAAAUAUAGCAAACAUGAUUAAUGUGAAUAUUCCUUUAAUGCCAAUUAAACAUGCUUAUAUUGUUACACAACCCAUAGAAGGAUUACAAAAUCUUCCAAAUAUUAAAGAUCCCGAUACGAGUUUGUAUUUUCGAAUUCAGGGUAGUUCAUUGGUUAUAGGCGUUUAUGAACAAAAUCCUAUUGUACUACCAUCUGCCCCUGAACACUUUUCAUUCGGUCUCUAUGAAUUGGAUUGGGAUAUCUUCAAUGUACAUCUAAAAUCAGUGAUUGAAUUGAUUCCUAAAUUAUCAAAGACUGGAAUAAAAACUACAAUAUGUGGGCCAGAAAGUUUCACUCCUGAUCAUAAACCAAUUAUGGGUGAGGAUCCCCAUUGUUCUGGAUUUUUUUACUCUUGUGGUUAUAAUAGUGCUGGGAUGAUGUUAGGAGGUGGAUGUGGAGAACAAAUUGCACGUUGGAUAAUUAAUGGACGUCCAGAUAAAUACAUGUUCAACUAUGACAUUAGGAGAUUUUUACCAGAACAAAGAAAUAAUUUGGUUUGGAUACAUGAAAGAUCUUAUGAAGCCUAUGCAAAGAAUUACAGUAUUAUAUUUCCACAUGAUGAACCAUUAAGUGGAAGAAAUCUUAAAACAGACCCUUUUCACAAUUUACUUGUUGAAGAAGGUGCUAUUAUGGAAGAAUGCCAAGGCUGGGAACGUUCUGGAUGGUAUUUUCCAAAUGAAAAAAUAGAAAUUAUGCCAUAUGAUUACAAUGGAUAUUAUGGCAGAGUAAAAAAUCAUAAUGAUAAAUAUCGUUCAAUACUGGAAAAAGAAUAUAGUUUUCAUUUUUUGCCAUAUAAUGAAAUAAUUCGAGAAGAAGUUCUUGCAUGUCGCAAAAAUGUUGCUUUAUUCAACACAUCUUAUCUUGGAAAGUUCUAUCUUUAUGGACCUGAUGUUCAAAAAGCGGCAGAUUAUUUAUUUACGGCAAAUACGAAUUGCAAUUUUAAUAAAACUAUUUAUACCUGUAUGUUGAAUCAUGCUGGAGGUGUAGAAGCAGAUUGUACAGUUACAGUUUUAGAAUCUAGCUUGGAUAAGAUUGUAAAUCCAAUGCUUAAAGAAAAGGUUUUUUAUAUUGUUUCAAAUGGUAUGUCAGCUUAUCAUACAUUAACUCAUAUGAAUAAAGUAAUAAAUGAAAGAGGAUAUAAUGUCUUUUUACACGAUGUUACUGAACAAAUUGGUAUUUUAUCUGUACUAGGACCUAAUAGCCAAAAUAUAAUGGAAACAUUAAUAAAAAAUGAAAUCUCAGAUAAGUCUUUCAAAUAUUCUACUACAAAAUUGGUAAAAAUUAAGAAUGAAAUGGUACAUUUAAUUAAACCUAGUUUUGUUGAUGAACUUGGUUUUGAAUUACAUAUUCCAAAAUCAUCUUGUCAGCUAGUUUAUAAAACUUUAAUAGAAUGUGGUAAAUUAUAUAAUAUGAAACAUGCUGGAUAUCGUGCAUUGUGUAGUCUCAGUUGUGAAAAAGGCUAUUUACUUUGGGGUUCAGAUCUUAGAACAGAUGAUAAUCCUAUAGAAGCUGGACUUGGAUUUACUUGUCGUAAUACUGGUGAAUACUUGGGAAAGAAAGUAGUUGAUCGAUUGCGAAAAAAUGGAAUCAAAAAGAAGUUAGUGCGUGUUUAUUUAGACAGUACAAUACCAUUAUGGGGUACAGAAGUAAUUUAUAGAAAUAACUGUCUUGUCGGUUAUUUACGUAGAGUUGAACAGGGAUAUAGCAAUAGAAAUAUCACUGGACAUGGAUACAUCAAACAUCCAAGUGAAGCAAAUGUAACAAGAGAAUUUCUAGAAAGUGGCAAUUAUGAAAUUGAAGCUAUGGGGAAACGUUAUAUUGUGAAUCUUCACUUCUAA